UGGCUAGCUUUCAGUUGGAAGGAGGAGUCCGAUGCCUUAGAUCCCGAAAAUAUAAACUAGGGAGGAGUAGCGGCUCGAAACUAACGCGGUGGAAAAGGACUCUUUGGGAAGAAACAAGUUUUACUAUCUAUCUAGGUUUUUUCAGAAGCAGGUCAGGAUUCCUGAGAGACCAUUCCCUCACCAUGUCUUGCAUGUGUGGGUUUUGCGUGUCUGUGUUGCUUGCAGUGUGUAUGUUGUGUGGAGCUAUGUCAGAGUCUGUACCGUUGACAUAUGGUGAGAGAGGCUCUAAUUUGGGUUUGCAAGUGUUCCUGCAAGUAGUACAGGAAAAGCCACAGGAAAAUGUGGUUCUCUCCCCCCAUGGUGUGGCCACCAUCCUAGGCAUGCUUCUGCUGGGAGCCGAUGGCAACACCAAGCGCCAGCUCCUCUCAGGACUCAAAUAUAAAAAGAAAGGUCCCUAUAAGAUGCUGCAAAAGCUACAUAAGACCCUGACAUCCAAGUCCAAUGCUGACCUUGUAACCAUCGCCAAUGCACUCUUCACCCGGGAGGGUUUUAACAUGCAUGAUGAUUUCCUGGCUACCAACAGGGACAAUUUUCUGGCUCAUAACUACACCCUUGACUACAGUAACCCUCAGCAGGCUGCAGAUGUUAUCAAUGAUUGGAUCAGGAACAGAACAAAGGGUCACAUCCAGAGUCUUGUGCAGGCAGACAUGUUGGAUCCGGCUCUGACGCGACUGGUGGUGGUAAACUCCAUCUACUUUAAAGGGCUAUGGAAGUCACGUUUCCAAGUCCAGAGCACCAAGAUGAGGAGCUUCACUGGUGGAGAUGGAAAAACCUACAAAGUGCACAUGAUGUCCCAACUUUCUGUCUUUAACAUUGGUGUGGCAAAUACUACUGAUGGUGUGAAAUAUAAGGUCAUAGAGUUACCUUAUCACGGCAACAGCAUGAGCAUGUUUAUUGCAUUGCCUUCAGAGGAGGCCACACCACUGACAGCCAUUCUGUCUCACCUCUCCACGGCAACAGUGCAGGGUUGGACCAAGCUGAUGCAUCAGGGAAAGAUCCGCCUGCUGCUUCCAAAAUUCACAGCAGAGGCAGAGGUGGAUCUGGAAGGCCCCCUUGCUGCUCUUGGUAUAAUGGACAUUUUUGUUGAGGGAAAAGCUGAUUUCAGGCACCUCAGUUCAGAACCUGUUUAUGUAUCCAAGGCUCUGCAGAAGGCCAAGAUAGAAGUAAAUGAGGAUGGAACUAAAGCAGCUGCUGCAACAACUGCGAUUUUGCUUGCCCGGUCCUCGCCUCCAUGGGUGACUGUUGAUAGACCAUUCCUGUUCCUUAUCAGACACAACCCUACAGGAACCAUUCUCUUUGCUGGUCAAAUAAAUAAACCUUGAACAAGCCAACAAGGAAGAGGCACAUUUCCCUAGUACAUUUCACUUUUAACUCUGUUUUGCUUUGAUUGCUUUGUGGAAAACUAUUUCAUUUUUACUUUGUUUCUUUUCCUUCAUGGCACAGUUACACAAUAUUGUAUUGCCUUGAGCACCUAAACUUUUCACUUUUGAUGAGUUUGUAAUUGGAGCGAAAAAUCAGUUAAACUUCAUUUUCUUACCCUAUUGGUGUAUAGUGUCCUCAUAGUACCACCUCAAAAUGCUUUGUAACCGUUUCUUUUUAGCUUUAUUUUAAUAUACAUUUACCAAUGUUGAUUUUUGUUUUGUGGUUCAGUUACAUGCAUUAAUAUUAGUUCAGUUCACUUUUUCUUUUUUUUAGAUUAAAGUCUAUGUUGUUACAAUAUAACUUCAGUUGAUCAUUUAUUUAAUAAAGUACGCAAAGAUGCUUUAACACUC
This is a messenger RNA of Colossoma macropomum (tambaqui), 1832 nucleotides long. It is a transcript of the gene serpine2, whose product is annotated as serpin peptidase inhibitor, clade E (nexin, plasminogen activator inhibitor type 1), member 2. The transcript is spliced from 9 exons. The coding region runs from base 183 to 1382 and encodes 399 amino acids. Gene Ontology annotation, biological process: negative regulation of endopeptidase activity; negative regulation of plasminogen activation. Gene Ontology annotation, molecular function: serine-type endopeptidase inhibitor activity. NCBI's taxonomy places the organism in Eukaryota, Metazoa, Chordata, Actinopteri, Characiformes, Serrasalmidae. The record is from RefSeq and is a predicted model, not a curated record.